AGUGUUAUAGUAGCAGCCAGACUUAGUUCACAGACACAGUCAAACACUCAUGUCAGCAGCAUCUACUCGGUUGGGACACAUUCAACCCGGUGUUUUCACACUUCUUUCUGUGGCUCAAGCCCACUCGUUUUUUUUAUUAUGCGAGUUGUUAGUUGAGCUGAACCGAAAAUCGUGUUUUUUUCCCUUCACGUUUGUUGUGGAAAGGAGAGCGUUUACUUCCAAGGAGCGACUUCAGUGCCAAACUCAGCAGCAAUGAACAAGAACGGGAUUGUGACCGAAAUCCACACGAAGAUAAGAAAAGAGCCGUUCUCUGCCAUUUACGAGCUGGUGGGCAAAGAACUGGGCAGGGGAAAAUUUGCUGUGGUGAAGAAAUGCACUGAGAAGGCAACGGGAAAGCAGUAUGCUGCCAAGUUUCUGCGAAAGAGACGAAAGGGAGCAGACUGCCGCAUGGACAUCUUCAACGAGAUAGCAGUGCUGGAGCUGGCCAAGGCCAACCCAUAUGUGGUGGGACUGCACGAGGUCUACGAAACCAACUCCGAAAUUAUCCUGAUUCUGGAAUGUGCUGCAGGUGGGGAGAUCUUUGACCAGUGCGUGGCUGAUAACGACGAAGCCUUCACAGAGAAAGAUGUGAUACGACUAGCCAAGCAGAUCCUGAAUGGAGUCGCCUUCCUGCAUCGAAACAAUGUUGUCCAUCUGGAUUUGAAACCCCAGAACAUCUUGUUGACCAGUGCCAAACCCCUGGGGGAUAUUCGUAUUGUGGACUUUGGCUUGUCCAGAAGGAUGGACAAGAUCGCAGAGGUCAGGGAGAUUCUGGGUACCCCAGAAUAUGUGGCACCAGAAAUCCUGAACUAUGAACCCAUCAGCAUUGCUACGGACAUGUGGAGUAUUGGGGUCCUGAUCUACGUCAUGCUGACGGGCGAGUCUCCAUUUCUGGGUGAUGACAAGCAGGAGACAUUCCUCAACAUUUCCCAAGUCAAUGUAGAUUAUUCGCAGGACACGUUUGAAGGGAUUUCCUCCCUGGCAGUUGACUUUAUCAAGUCCUUAUUGGUGAAAACCCCCAGGAAGAGAGCCACGGCAGAAGAAUGUCUCAAUCACCCCUGGCUGAACCCCCACUCCCCCUCCCACCCGCACCUCCACGCGAUGUCGGCCUCCUCGCUCGACGAGCCCGAGAUGAGCCAGUCGGAAUCGGAGCCCGAGAGCCCGGCUCCUUCCCCGGAGCUGGCCUUUGAAUCAUUCCUCAUAUGCCCGGUUCAGGGCGAGCUGAAGACGGGCCGCCACACCUUCUCCUUCAGCGAGCCUCCUUUCCGCACGCGGUCCGAAAUAAAGCAGGAGCUGAUAUGCUGACCCAAGUUUCACUUGCGGUGAGAGACAAGAUGGAUCCAAACUGAACGGAGCAGAGGCUGAGGAGCCAGUGAGCCUGCAGCUUCAGGGGCCGUGCUCUGCAGCUGCUUUACGCCUGGCUGCCUUUACUGCUGUGAUGUCUUUGAGCUGAGCUUUUUGUGGCUUCAUACCUCUGCCUGUUUUUGUGUGACUGUGCUUUUGAACGGAUUUGGAAAAACUGCGCAGCAGGAGAAGCAUUUGAGGACAGACAAAGCAGGAAAAAAAGUGGGAGAUGGCACACGAGGACCUUGUUGCACGACUGCACUGCUGCCUUAAGAGUGACAGAACUGAACUGGGCUGCACACUGUCCCCUGCACUGGUUUCUUUUUACCUAUCCAGCCUCUUGGACUGGGUUGCAGUUCUUUCGUUCUUCACACAUCAGAAUAAUUUAUCUCUCUGUUGACUUGUAAAUACUUUCUCUGUAAUACUUUGAAGACGGUAAAGAACUGAAACCUGGUUCUAUUUUUAAAAAAAAAGGAAAUGCAACAGAGGGCAGCACCUAUGCUGAAGCCAGACAUUAAAUGUUGUUUUUUUUAUGUUUAUUUAUGUUUGACUCAUCUUGCCUCAGCCCCUUAAUAUUCAAGCCACAUAAAUGCCUGAGAUUAAGGCUGAUAUAGUAGCAUUCUUAUUUUUUAAGACAAUCUUGAGCACUUUUUUAUUUUGUUUGUUGAAUUAAAGGCUCAUGAAGCAUAAUCCACUGUUGCACAGUGUACUGUACAAAUAAACUGUUUUUCAUCCCUAUGUUUUUGCCACGUGACCUGAAUAUAAUGUGCCAUGUUUUUUGGGGGGUUUUGUCAGCCACUCUUGUUAAAUUCAGUUCAACCUUAUAUUUUGGGCUUUUGCACAGGUUGCACAAGAUGUUUUGUACCCCCAUGGAAGGUUGCUUCUAGAUUCAUGCUUUUUGUCCAAGAAAGAGGAAACCGUAGAAGUCUGAGAGCCUCCGACUGAUUAUUUAAUUUGUUAUAUAUAUAUAAAAAAAACUUAACACAAUCUGUAUUUGUAUAAAUAUCUGAUUCCUGCCUUCAGAUUUUUUGGGAGCAGAGAAAUCAGAAAGCAUUUCUCAAAACUAAGAAAGUACUAAAAUGUAUAUUGUGAGCUAUGAGAAUUAAUCUGAAAAAGAAAAACAAUUUUCUACCAGUUGUCAACGUUUAGCAUCAAUAUUCCUUUUUCUACAGUAACUUAGAUUCAUUCCUGUUUUCCUUUUUGAAUUUCAGAAAGGUUUGUACUUGUCCUUGUGGACAUCAUGUUAAUAUAAAUACAUGUUUGUUUAUGGCAUGCAUUGCAAAAUGUACUAAGAAAAAAAGAAAAUACAUGUGCUUUUGUAUCAAA
This is a messenger RNA of Xiphophorus hellerii (green swordtail), 2709 nucleotides long. RefSeq names its product serine/threonine kinase 17a like (gene stk17al). The coding region runs from base 253 to 1344 and encodes 363 amino acids. Lineage: Eukaryota; Metazoa; Chordata; Actinopteri; Cyprinodontiformes; Poeciliidae. The transcript is spliced from 7 exons. Gene Ontology annotation, molecular function: protein serine/threonine kinase activity; ATP binding. Gene Ontology annotation, biological process: positive regulation of apoptotic process; intracellular signal transduction; protein phosphorylation. Gene Ontology annotation, cellular component: nucleus. The record is from RefSeq and is a predicted model, not a curated record.